Anas platyrhynchos (mallard) is the source of this 961-nucleotide messenger RNA. RefSeq names its product interleukin 17C (gene IL17C). The record is from RefSeq and is a predicted model, not a curated record. NCBI's taxonomy places the organism in Eukaryota, Metazoa, Chordata, Aves, Anseriformes, Anatidae. Gene Ontology annotation, molecular function: cytokine activity. Gene Ontology annotation, biological process: inflammatory response. Gene Ontology annotation, cellular component: extracellular region.
CCCCCAUCUCUCCAUCAGGGCUGGCUCGGAGCCCUGGCUCUGCUGAGCGCCCUGGCGCUGUGCCGCUGCCUGCGGCGCCCCGGCGCCCACCCGCACCUUCCCCACGUGCACUGCUACAGCGCGGGCGAGCUGCAGGACGGCGAAGCCCCCGCGCAUUUCAUCAGCCACAGCCUGCGCUGGGACCACUACGUGCCGGUGCAGCUGGUGCCGCAGCUGGAGCGCCUGCAGGACGAAGCCCGACGCCGGAGACGUCGCCGGCACCACCGCGAGCGCGCCUGCCCCGCGCUGCAGCUCCGCGCCGGGCUCCGCAGCGAGCCCAACGAGCGCUCCAUCUCCCCGUGGCGCUACCGCAUCGACGAGGAUGAGAACCGGUACCCCCGCAAGCUGGCCUUCGCCGAGUGCCUCUGCGACGGCUGCGUGGACGUGAAGACGGGCCGGGAGACCACCUCGCUCAACUCGGUGGCCAUCCACCAGACCAUGAUGGUGCUGCGCCGCAAACCCUGCCCGCGCCCCUCCGGCCCCGGCCUCGUCACCUUCGAGGUGGACUACAUCAAGGUGCCUGUGGGCUGCACGUGCGUCCUGCCCCGCACCGGGCGCUGACCCCUGCUCCCGUGGAGCCCCCCUGUCCCCCCAAAAGCGUGACCGUGUCACCGCUCCCCCCGCCGUGCUUGUUCUAGAGCACCCCCAAACCUCCACCCUUUUAUUUAUGAGUUAUUUAUGAGCCCUGCCCCGAGACGAGGAGCCUGCCGACGCCUGCUGGGGGCUUCUUUUUUUUAAAAAAAAAACGUAUUUAUUGCUGACCUCCCCCCCAAAAAAUAAAGGCAGCGGCCCCGGGGUCCAGCAUCAGACCCUGCGAGCGCUCCCCGGGCACUCGCUGGUUAUUUAUUCCCCCGUAGAGCUAUUUAUUGAGCCCUCCGUGUGCUAUUUAACGUCGGCACCGUGCAGAAAAAUAAAUCCUGAC